UAGACACGGAAAUAGACAAGGAAAACUAACUUCCUAGGCUUUCCCACAGUGCGUGGGCUCCCGGGGGUUUCCAGCUGCCUGCUGAUUCCUGAGGCUGGGAUGUCCUCCCUGCAGAACUAAGAGGACAGUGAGUACAGAAAGUUCAGGAAGAGCCCGAGUUCUUCUCCAGUGCCUGACCUGUGGACCACUAUGGGCAACUCGGAGGCAGAGGAGCUAUACCCUACUGAACCAGCAUGGUUUCUUCAUUCAAUAUCAUCCGUGUCGAAUAUCCUUCCCCUGCUAUGGCUAACGCCUUUCCUUCUCACAUCAAAGGAGUUAGUGAUGUCUCUGUCUCUGUUCUGGCGAGCAGCUUCCUGGAAAGCACCGCAGGCAUGCAGGCAGGUCUCUACCUAUGUCACCAAGAUGCGGUACCUGUUUGAACUUAAAGAAGAUGAUGAUGUAUGUCGAAAAGCCCAGAGUUCAGGAAUGUUUUACCUUUUCCAUAGCCUGGCUCCUUUGCUACAGAUGUCUGGGAACAGAUACCUGGCGCCUCCAUUUCGGGCUUCAGAGUUGGAAAGGCUCCUGAGCAAGUUUGGACAGGAUGCACAGAUGAUAGAACACUCAGUCCUGAUUGGCUGCUCAGACCAGCGUGAAGCAUGGUUCGCCCUGGAUCUCGGUCUGGGAAACCUUUGCUCCUCAGGUUGCUUACAGAAAUCUGAAAUGGAAACUGAGCUCCAGGGUUCCUUUAUCGAGCUAAGAAAGGCUCUAUUCCAGCUGAAUGAGAAAGAUAUUUCCUUGAUCUUCACGGCUCAGGCCCUUCUCCGUUGGCAUGACUGCCAUCAGUUCUGUGGCAAAAGUGGGCACCCCACCCAGAAGAAUGUGGCUGGCAGCAAACGCGUUUGCCCCUCUAGUAAGAUGAUCUAUUACCCGCAGAUGUCCCCUGUGGUAAUCACGCUGGUGUCGGAUGGGACCCGAUGCCUGCUGGCCCGGCAGAGCUCGUUUCCUAAGGGGAUGUACAGUGCCCUGGCGGGAUUCUGUGAUGUGGGUGAGACGCUGGAAGAGGCUGUCCGGCGGGAGGUAGCUGAAGAGGUGGGGCUGGAGGUAGACAGCCUGCAAUAUUCGGCAUCCCAGCACUGGCCCUUUCCUAACAACUCCCUCAUGAUGGCGUGUCAUGCUACCGUGGGACCAGGGCAGACGGAGAUCUGACCUCAUUGGCCAAGUCAAGACAUGGGGCUUCCUUUGUUGACUCAGUUUGAGGGUUUUGUCUCGGUAUCAUGGACUCUUAGAAUCAAAGAGGCCUCAGCGGUCAUCUAGUCAGUCCCUGCCGCCCAGUAUAGGAACCCCUUCUUCCGAGUCCCUAACAUACCUCUCCCAUGGAUACCUCCACCUGUUGAAUUCCUAGCCAUCUCUCAUGGCCCAGCUCCAAUGAAGUCAUCCAAUCUCUGCUUGCCAAAGCCACCCUGAUGUUUGGGCUUCCGUUUCUAGAGUGAUCUGUGUCAACGUCAUGUAGGUUAGUGAGCUUCUUAGAAGGAAGACAGAAGAUCCCAUCGCAUGGACCGCUACUGUACUAUCCCACUACACGGUGGAGAGAGCCCUGAACCUGGAGUGCGAACGACUUCAGUUUAAAUCCAGCAUCAGACACUUAACUAGCUGUGGGAUCCUAAGCAAGUCCCUUAACCUCUCUCUGCAGCAGUUUCCUCUCAGUAUGCUGGCUAUUAGGGCUCAUCUUUCAUGCCCUUCAUUUGUAUAUUCCCCAUGCCCUGGGGCUCUCCCGCUCUCCAGCAGGACUUUGAGUCUGUCCCUACCAGACAGCCGGCUCAGAAUACUGUUCUUCCUAAGUCCUGUUUGGAAACUGUUUUCUCACCUUUCUUACCAUGGUAGAGGCAACGUUUAAGAGCUGACGCUGUCCAGCCCAGCCUCAGCAAAGGGGAGCAGUCAAAAUGACCUGGGUUUGAAUCCUCCUUCUGAUACGUAUUGAUUGAUUGAAUGAUUAUCAUCUGGGUGACCCUGGACAAAUCAUUUAAACUUUAUUUUAUUUAAACUUUGCUCCUCGCACAAUCCCAUGGGACUUUAUCUACUAAGUCACAGAUUGGCAUGGAGCUGCACAGUGGUGGGACUGCUCUUUUCGUGUGUUCCCUACACUAACAAAAUUCAUUAAUCCAGUAAGCAUUUGUCAAGGGCCUACUAUGCGCUAAGUACCAUGUGAAUGAAAUGAAAUUGGUCCCUGCCUUCAAGGACCUUACAUUCUAUUGGGGGGGGAGAUAGGAGGAACAACACAUGCACGGAUAAUUAAUGUAAAUAUAUGCAAAGUAAGGGAGGGUCUUUUGGGGGGGAGGGGUUUCCAUUAUCAAUAAAGGCCUAUGUAGGAAGUAGCCCUUGAGUUGAGUCUUGAAAGAAACUAGGCAUUUUAAGAGCUGGAGGAAGAGGAUGAAGUGCAUUUUAGGCCUGGGGAACAGCCCUGGCAAAGAGAACCUAAACAUAUUCCUACCACAAAAAAUUUUUUUAUAGCAUCUGUCUUUAUUUUUUGUUCUUCUCUUGUGCCUUUCAGAUCCAUGUGAACUCCCAAGAGCUAGAAUCAGCAGGCUGGUUCAGCCUGGAAGAGGUGGCCACAGCUCUCAGGAGGAAAGGGUCACC
Molecule: messenger RNA, 2613 nt
Organism: Vombatus ursinus (common wombat)
Lineage: Eukaryota; Metazoa; Chordata; Mammalia; Diprotodontia; Vombatidae
Gene: NUDT13
Product: nudix hydrolase 13
Exons: 10
Coding region: 190-1185 (331 amino acids)
Molecular function (GO): hydrolase activity; metal ion binding
Source: RefSeq, a predicted model, not a curated record